GGUUGGGGGUGUCUGCAGGGUCCCCUCUAAACCCCACCCUGUCGAAUGUGUGGGUACCCUGAGUGCACUGUGCAAACGGCUCAGCUUCCAUCCCGGCAGCUGUGGUGACACCAGAGAGGAGACCGGGUCCCCACUUGCACCCCAGCUGCCAGGCCUGGGCACUGGGUCGUGAGCUGCCCAUGGCUCUGGGGAGGGCCUUCACAGGGCACUUUUGACCUGGCUCUGGGCCGGCUGGCGCCAUGGGGGGAGGCGAGGCCGUGAAGUCCGGGCCGACUGUGGCCCCCGCAGGUCUCCGGUCCUCCCCCGGGGGCGUGGCGAGCCGGUCCAUAUAGGGAGGCGACGGCGUGUGUGUGUGAGGCCGAAGCCGCAGCUGCUUUGCUCCGGGAACGCCAUGAGCGCGCCGCCACGGCCGCGCCCACCAACCCGGACCCCACCGUGGGCGCUGCCCGCCCUGCUGCUGGCGCUGGCGGCGAGCGGAGUGGCGGCAGGCGCGCCCACGUACCCGUGGCGGGACGCAGAGACGCAGGAGUGGCUGGCGUGCGGCCAGUGCCCCCCGGGCACCUUCGUGCAGCGGCCGUGCAGCCGGGAUAGUUCGACCGUGUGCGGCGCGUGCCCGCCGCGCCACUACACGCAGUUCUGGAACUACCUGGAGCGCUGCCGUUACUGCAACGUCAUCUGCGGGGAGCGCGAGGAGGAGGCGCGGCCGUGCGCCGCCACCCACAACCGCGCCUGCCGCUGUCUCCCCGGCUUCUUCGCGCACGCCGGCUUCUGCCUGGAGCACGCGCCCUGCCCGCCCGGCGCCGGCGUGGCCGCCCCUGGCACCCCGCGCCAGAACACGCAGUGCCAGCCGUGUCCCCCCGGCACAUUCUCAGCCAGCAGCUCGUCUUCAGAGCAGUGCCAGCCCCACCGCAACUGCACGGCCCUGGGCCUGGCGCUCAACGUGCCAGGCUCUUCCUUCCACGACGCCCUGUGCACCAGCUGCACAGGCCUCCUGGGCAGCACGCGGGAACCGGGAGGCCCAGGGACCGACCAGUGCGAGCGAGCGCUGGUCGACUUCGUGGCUUUCCAGGACCUCUCCCCGAAGAGACUCCUGCGGCUGCAGCAGGCCCUAACCGGCCUGGGCGUGCGGACGUCGCCGCCGAGGGGGGACCGCGCAACUCUGCAGAGGAAGCUCUGGCAGCAGCUCUCUGAGCUCCGUGAGGCCCAGGCCGGGGCGCUGGUGGCCCGGCUGCUGCAGGCACUGCGCGACGCCAGGCUGCCAGGGCUGGAGCGCACUGUGCGCACCCGUUUCCUCUCAGCGCGCUGAGCGCCCUCCCCCUAUUUAUUCCUUCCCACCCAGAUGCUCCAUGGGUAUCGCCAUCCACACCACGGGAGACUUCCACCUGGGUCCCUGUGGCACUAACAAAGUUAAUUUUUUAUAAAGCCAAUUUGUAACCCUGGA
This is a messenger RNA of Manis javanica (Malayan pangolin), 1441 nucleotides long. RefSeq names its product TNF receptor superfamily member 6b (gene TNFRSF6B). The record is from RefSeq and is a predicted model, not a curated record. NCBI's taxonomy places the organism in Eukaryota, Metazoa, Chordata, Mammalia, Pholidota, Manidae. Gene Ontology annotation, molecular function: protein binding.